GGAGGAGCAAAGUCCAGAGAACUCCGCUCCAAGCCAGAGGCCGACCAGAACGGAGCAGACAUACACGCGUCUGAUCCGUCCUUGGCUCCUACAGCCAUGAGGCUCCUCUGGGGGCUGAUCUGGGCGUCCAGCUUCUUUGCCUUGUCUCUGCAGAAGCCCAGGUUGCUCCUGUUCUCUCCGUCCGUGGUUCACCUGGGAGCCCCCCUAUCGGUGGGGCUGCAGCUCCACGAUGCUCCCCGGGGGCAGGUAGUGAAAGGAUCAGUGUUCCUGAGAAACCCAUACAAACUUAAUAUCCGCUGCUCUCCUAAGGUGGACUUCAGCCUCACCUCAGAAAAAGUCAUUCUCCUCAGCCUCCAGAUGCUCCCUGAAGAUGCACAGAACUGUGGCCUUGGAAGCCUCCUUGGAGGCCCUGAGGUCCAGCUAGUGCCCAGCACCAUGUUGAAGAGCGCUCUGUCCAAAACGGUGGACAUUCAGGGCGUGAACCUGCUCUUCUCCUCUCGCCGGGGGCACCUCUUUCUGCAGACUGACCAGCCCAUUUACAACCCUGGCCAGCGGGUUCGGUACCGGGUCUUUGCUCUGGAUCAAAAGAUGCGCCCUUCCACUGACACCCUCACGGUCACGGUGGAGAACUCUCACGGGCUCCGUGUGCGGAAGAGGGAAGUGCAUACUCCCUCAUCCAUCUUCCAGGAUGACUUUGUGAUCCCAGACAUCUCAGAGCCAGGCACUUGGAAGAUCUCAGCCCGAUUCUCAGACAGCCCGGAAUCCAACAGCAGCACCCAGUUUGAGGUGAAGAAAUAUGUCCUUCCCAACUUUGAGGUGAAGAUCAUCCCUGGAAAGCCCUAUAUCCUGACUGCAGCUGGCAUUCUUGGUGAAAUCCAGUUAGACAUCCAGGCAAGGUACAUCUACGGGAAGCCAGUGCAGGUGGCAUAUGUGCGCUUUGGGCUCCUCGAUGAGAAUGGUAACAAGACUUUCCUUCGGGUGGAGAAUCAGACCAAGCUAGUAGAUGGCCAGUGCCACAUGUCCCUCUCCGAGGCUGAGGUUCAGGGUGCUCUGGAGAAGCUUAACAUGGAUCUCACUGACCUCCCAGGGCUGCGCCUCUACGUGGCAGCAGCCAUCAUUGAGUCUCCAGGGGGAGAGAUGGAGGAGGCAGAGCUCACAUCCUGGCGUUUUGUGUCGUCUCCCUUCUCCUUGGAUCUUAGCCACACCAAGCGACACCUCGUGCCUGGGGCCCCCUUUCUGCUGCAGGCCCUGGCCAGAGACAUGUCGGGCUCCCCAGCGUCUGGCAUUCCUGUCAAAGUCGCUGCCACGUUGUCUUCUCCUGGGUCUGCUCCUGAAAUACGAAACUUUCAACAAAACACACAUGGGAGUGGCCGAGUCAUCAUUCCCAUCAUUGUCCCUCCAACCAUCUCAGAAGUGCAGCUCUUGGUGUCUGCAGGCUCCCCAUAUCCAGCCAUAGCCAAGCUCACCGUAAGAGCCCCACGCUCAGGAACUGCCGGGUUUCUGUCCAUUGAGCGACUGGAUCCUCAGCCCCCUCGUGUUGGGGACACGGUGAACCUGAACCUGCGAGCCGUGGGCGUCAGUGAGGCCAGCUUCUCUCGUUACUACUACAUGAUCCUGUCCAGGGGCCAGAUUGUGUCUGUGAAUCAAGAGCCCAGGAAGACCGUGACCUCCGUGUCUGUGUUUGUGGAUCAUCACCUGGCACCCUCCUUCUACUUUGUGGCCUUCUACUACCAUGGGGGGCUCCCGGUGGCCAACUCCCUGCGAGUGGACGUCCAGGCUGGGGCCUGCGAGGGCAAGCUGGAGCUAAAAGUGGACAGCCGCAAGGAGUACCGUCCUGGGGAGACUGUCAAGCUCCAGCUGCACACAGAUUCUCCAGCCCUGGUGGCCCUGGGUGCUGUAGACACGGCUCUGUAUGCUGUGGGCGGCAGGUCCCACAGGCCCCUCGACAUGGGCAAGGUCUUCGAAGUUAUGAACAGCUAUGACCUUAGCUGUGGUCCUGGGGGUGGGGACAGUGCCCUUCAGGUGUUCGAGGCAGCUGGUCUGGCCUUUUCUGAUGGAAACCAACUGACCUCAGCCAGAAAAAGUCUGAGCUGUCCUAUGGAGAACAAAACCCGGAAAAAGAGAAACGUGAACUUUCAAAAGGCAGUUAAUGAGAAGUUGGGCCAGUAUACUUCCCCAGUAGCCAGGCGCUGCUGCCAGGAUGGGCUGACACGGCUGCCCAUGAGGCGCUCCUGUGAGCAGCGGGUGGCGCGUGUGCAGCAGCCGGCCUGCCGGGAGCCCUUCCUGUCCUGCUGCCAGUUUGCCGAAGCCCUGCGCAAGAAGGCCCACUCCAGGGGCCAGGUGGGCCUGGCUCGAGCUCUGGAGCUCCUGCAGGAGGAGGACCUAAUGGACGAAGAUGACAUUCUUGUGCGAAGCUUCUUCCCGGAGAACUGGCUCUGGAGAUUGGCACCAGUGGACCGCUUCCUCCAAUUGUCCCACCUGCUUCCUGACUCUCUGACCACGUGGGAGAUCCAUGGCGUGAGCCUGUCCAAAAGCACAGGCCUGUGUGUGGCCACACCUGUCCGGCUCCGAGUGUUCCGAGAAUUCCACCUGCACCUCCGCUUGCCCUUCUCUGUCCGCCGCUUUGAGCAGCUUGAGCUGCGGCCUGUCCUCUACAACUACCUGGAUAAAAAUCUGACUGUGAGCGUCCAUGUGUCCCCGGUGGAGGGGCUGUGCCUGCCUGGGGGCGGAGGGCUGGCCCAGCAGGUGCUAGUGCCUGCAGGCUCUGCCCGGCCCGUUGGCUUCUCUGUGGUGCCCACGACAGCUGCUGCUGUGUCCCUGAAGGUGGUGGCUCGAGGGUCCUUGGAGUUCCCUGUAGGGGACGCAGUGUCUAAGGUUCUACAAAUUGAGAAGGAAGGGGCUGUGCACACGGAGGAGAUAGUCUAUGACCUUAACCCCUUGGACCACCGAGGCCGGACCUUGGAAAUUCCUGGCAACUCUGAUCCCAAUAUUAUCCCUGAUACAGAUCACAGCAGCCAUGUCAGGGUCACAGCCUCAGAUCCACUGGAAACUUUGGGCUCUGGUGGGGCCUUGUCACCAGGAGGCCUGGCCUCCCUCCUGAGGCUUCCUCAGGGCUGUGGGGAACAAACCAUGACCCUCUUGGCUCCGACACUGGCUGCUUCCCGCUACCUGGACAAGACUGAGCAGUGGAGCAAACUGCCCCCGGAGACCAAGGACCACGCUGUGGAUCUGAUCCAGAAAGGCUACAUGCGGAUCCAGCAGUUUCGGAAAACAGAUGGUUCCUAUGGGGCAUGGUUACAUCGGGACAGCAGCACCUGGCUCACGGCCUUUGUGCUGAAGGUACUGAGUUUGGCCCAGGAACAGGUGGGCGGCUCACCUGAAAAGCUGCAGGAGACAGCCAACUGGCUGCUGUCCCAGCAGCAGGCUGACGGUUCAUUCAAGGACCCCUGUCCAGUUAUCCACAGGGGCAUGCAGGGGGGCUUGGUAGGAAGUGACGAGACUGUGGCGCUGACGGCCUUUGUGGCCAUCGCCCUCCAUCACGGGCUGGCCAUGUUCCAGGACAAGGACGCAGAGCAGCUGAAGCAGAGAGUGGAAACUUCCAUCUCCAAUGCUAAUUCAUUCUUGGGGGAGAAAGCCAGUGCUGGGCUGCUGGGUGUCCACGCAUCCGCCAUCACGGCCUACACGCAGACGCUGACCAACGCCCCUGGGGACCUGAAGGAUGUGGCCCACAACAACCUCAUGGCCAUGGCCCAAGAGACAGGCGAUUACCUGUACUGGGGCUCGGUCGCCAGUUCUCAGAGCAACGUUGUGUCCCCCACGCCGGCUUCUCGUAGCCCGUCAGACCCCGUGCCCCAGGCCCCGGCCCUGUGGAUCGAAACCACAGCCUAUGGCUUGCUGCACCUGCUGCUUUGGGAGGGCAAGGCGGAGAUGGCUGACCAGGCCGCAGCCUGGCUCAUCCACCAGGGCGGCUUCCAAGGGGGCUUCCGCAGCACCCAGGACACGGUGAUCGCCCUGGACGCCCUGUCUGCAUACUGGAUCGCUUCCCACACCACUGAGGAGAGAGAGCUCAACGUGAACCUCAGCUCCAUGGGCCGCAAUGGGUUCAAAUCCCACGUGCUGCAGCUGAACAACCAGCAAAUUCAGGGGCUGGAAGAGGAGCUGCAGUUCUCCUUGGGCAGCAAGAUUAGUGUGAAGGUGGGAGGAAACACCAAAGGCACCUUGAAGGUCCUUCGUACCUACAAUGUCCUGGACAUGAAGAAUACGACCUGCCAGGAGCUUCAGAUUGAGGUGACCGUCAUGGGCCACGUGGAGUACACAAUGGAAGCCAACGAGGACUAUGAGGAUUACGAGGACUACGAGUUAGCCAGCGACGACCCGGGGGCCCCAACCCCGCCCGUGACACCCCUGCAGCUGUUUGAGGGGCGGAGGAGCCGCCGCAGGAGGGAGGUACCCAAGGUGGCCGAGGAGCAGGAGUCCAGGGUGCAGUACACUGUGUGCAUCUGGCGGAACGGCAAGCUGGGGCUGUCAGGCAUGGCCAUCGCGGACAUCACCCUCCUGAGUGGAUUCCACGCCCUGCGGGCCGACCUGGAGAAGCUGACCUCCCUCUCUGACCGCUACGUGAGUCACUUUGAGACCGAGGGGCCCCACGUCCUGCUGUACUUCGACUCGGUCCCCACCUCGCGGGAGUGCGUGGGCUUUGGAGCUGUGCAGGAGGUGCCCGUGGGACUGGUACAGCCGGCCAGCGCGGCCCUGUACGACUACUACAACCCCGAGUACAAGUGUUCUGUGUUUUACGGAGCACCAACUAAGAGCAAACUCUUGUCCACCUUGUGUUCUGCCGAUGUCUGCCAGUGUGCUGAGGGGAAGUGCCCCCGACAGCGCCGUGCCCUGGAGCGGGGGCGGGUGGAGGAGGAUGGUUACAGGAUGAAGUUUGCCUGCUACUACCCCCGCGUGGAGUACGGCUUCCAUGUGAAGGUUCUCCGAGAAGACGCCAGAGCUGCUUUCCGCCUCUUUGAGACCAGUAUCACCCAAGUCCUGCACUUCUCCAAGGAUACUCAGGCCACUGCUGGUCAGACCCGAAACUUCCUGGUUCGAGCCUCUUGCCGCCUCCACUUGGAACCUGGGAAAGAAUAUUUGAUCAUGGGUCUGGAUGGAGCCACCUAUGACCUCAAGGGACACCCCCAGUACCUACUGGACUCAAACAGCUGGAUUGAGGAGAUGCCCUCGGAACGCCUGUGCCAGAGUACCCGCCAGCGGGCAGCCUGUGCCCAGCUCCGGGACUUCCUCCAGGAGUACAGCACUCAGGGCUGCCAGGUGUAAGGCCUGUUUGCUCACCUCCCCCAUGAGGAGCCUGAGCCUGGGUUGUUGCUGGGCCCAGUCGCCUGAACAGCCCAGUGCAGGGCCAGUGACUCAAUAAAGGCCGUUAGCAGCAAA
Rhinolophus ferrumequinum (greater horseshoe bat) is the source of this 5433-nucleotide messenger RNA. RefSeq names its product complement C4-A-like. Gene Ontology annotation, cellular component: extracellular region. Gene Ontology annotation, biological process: inflammatory response; complement activation. The record is from RefSeq and is a predicted model, not a curated record. NCBI's taxonomy places the organism in Eukaryota, Metazoa, Chordata, Mammalia, Chiroptera, Rhinolophidae. Gene Ontology annotation, molecular function: protein binding; endopeptidase inhibitor activity.